This is a messenger RNA of Pyrus x bretschneideri (Chinese white pear), 1112 nucleotides long. RefSeq lists its product as uncharacterized. Bases 236 to 802 code for a protein of 188 amino acids. The record is from RefSeq and is a predicted model, not a curated record. NCBI's taxonomy places the organism in Eukaryota, Viridiplantae, Streptophyta, Magnoliopsida, Rosales, Rosaceae. The transcript is spliced from 3 exons.
ACUCGUAGACUUUGCUCUCUCAUUACAUUUUCAGUUUCUUCUCAAAAUUGUCAAGUGUCCAUGAUGUUCACGAUGGAGGAGGUGGAACCCUAAAAGAGCAGGGUAUCAUCGUAAUUUCAGUCUCCAUAGACAUAAUUGCUGCUUCCUUCCUGUUCCCUCCCUCUACUUAAUAAUUUAUAAGAGGGAAUCCCAUUCCCACAAUCAUAGGCUAGGCAGUCGGCAAGGCUCUUUCUUUAUGCUUUACUUUUUAGAAUUGAGAGUGGAACUGCAAAAUAAGUUGUUGAUGUGGUGUGAUCAUAAGAAAGGCAGCCAGGCGCGGGCACGCGCGCACACACACACACACAUAUAUAUUUUGAUGAGGUUUGUGUUUUGCAAGAUUCAUUGUCCUCCCUUCAUCUGCUUUUGCAAGCCUAAUUCCCCUCAUAUAUACACUCCUGGACAACUCAAAUUACAGAAUUCCCCAACUCCAUCUCCACCUUUGCCUAAUUCAAAACUUGAACCAGUUCCUGAGACAUCUGACCACUUACCUGAUGAAGAAACCACUGAGAUCAUCAAGGAGGAGAGGUUAUUAGGUAAUGCGAAUCCACAACCAGCUACCGCUCAGCCUUGUCUCAAGAGUAGUCUCCGAAAGCCUAAUUCCUACUCAGGUGCUCCAAAACAGGAGGUGCUCAAGAAGAGAGUGCAGUGGACAGACUUUUUAGGGAAGCAGCUUGUUGACGUUAGGGAAUUUGAGGGCAGUGAACUAGAAGAUACCGACAAUGAAGACGACAACCGAAGAGGCUGCAAUUGUGUUAUUUUAUGAAACUUCUGAAAAUCAGCAUCCACUCUGCAAAUUCCUAAGGAAAUCGCAGCAAUUACAGGAGAAAGAAAGGAAAAUUCACGUUGAUGCAGCGAGUCUAAAAUCGAACAGAACUCGAAUGUUUGAAAUUCAGUUUUAGUCCAUUUCGAGUUACCAAAUUACAACGGAGCUGCAGCUCUCACAAGACUGUUUUAUGAGAACUCAAUAGAGUAGGUAGUCAAUAUUCGUUUAUAAGAAUGUUGACAAUAUUGCAUUCGUCUGAUUAAGAAACUUCUCACAAGUUCUGACACUAAAUGAAGUAGUUUUUUUCAUU